AUGGUAGAGGGGAAAGAUGAUAUGGAAGCUGCUAAAACGAAAGGCAGGCAGCAGGCAAAACUAUGUAAUCCUUUCAGAAAGCCCGUUGUUACUGAAGCUUCAAAGAAGCACACCGAGCAUAAUUAUUCUACAAUGGACUUCCGAAUAGCCCCGAGAAAGUUGAACAUGCUGGCUCGUCAAAUAAAUGGAAAGAAUGUUAAUUAUGCAAUAAGCCAGAUGCAGUUCUCUCCUAAGAAAGCAUCAAAGAAGAUUAUGAAUUCCUUGUGUACUGCGAGAGAUCACGCAUGGAGAUACAAAAUGAUGGAUCCGAAAAAACUUUAUAUUGGCAAAGCCUGGGUUGGCAAAGGCCUAUACCGGCGGAAGAGGGCGUAUGGUGCGCGUGGACGUUUGUUUACACUUAAAUUGAAAAAGGCUCAUAUGAAGUUUGUCAUUAAAGAAGCGAAACACGAAGGAGAGGGUCGACCGGAGAAGAAGAAAAUAAAAGGGAUGAAUUGGGAAAAGAAGAAAAAAGUUUGGAUGCCAUUAUCGGAGGACAAACCCAUUUAUAACCCUUCCAGGUUUUACAACUGGUAA
Messenger RNA from Paraglomus occultum, 573 nucleotides. The record is from the annotation of a GenBank genome assembly. Lineage: Eukaryota; Fungi; Glomeromycota; Glomeromycetes; Paraglomerales; Paraglomeraceae.